AUGUUGUUCGUGACCGCACACGUCGAGGACCAGGAGAGCAGAAAGAAGUCGACGGGUCUCGCUUCUGGCCAGGAACAGGGCACCGCGGCAUCCUCCUCGGCUAUCGAUGGGCGCUCUACGACGACCGCAGGACCCUUUGAGUCAGCUGGGUCGCGGGUCGAGGAUCCGGCUGUGAAACGCGCGUCGUCGGUGCCGCAGCUACUGAGGCCUCAGAACUCUACUAAGCGGCCAUCUUGGAGAUUUCUUACUGCAUCAAGGUAUAGGCGCGGUCCUCGUCUAUCUGGGAUCUCAAUGAUGGCACGCGAAUUAUGA
Colletotrichum orchidophilum is the source of this 312-nucleotide messenger RNA. RefSeq lists its product as uncharacterized. The transcript has a single exon. The record is from RefSeq and is a predicted model, not a curated record. Lineage: Eukaryota; Fungi; Ascomycota; Sordariomycetes; Glomerellales; Glomerellaceae. The coding region runs from base 1 to 312 and encodes 103 amino acids.